AUGGGAAACCCUUUCUCCUUGGGGUCUGAAAAUAGUAGUUUGUUACUCAUUUUAUUAGAUAUUUUCUUUCUCCUUGUUUAGUGGUUAUGAGGAAUGUUUGUCUUUUUAUACAGCAUUAAAUUCGUGGUUCCUUAUUACAGCACAUCUAUCCUUCUCGAUAUCAUUUAUUUCUUGUGGUUUUCUAUCCUCGUGCUCUCUUCUUUCCACUAUGUUAUCAGGCCAAGUCCUAAAACUAGUCACACUCCCUAACACACACCAAUACAUUCUAAAACAAGUCUACAACAGAUAUAUUCUGUAUAAUCGAAGAGCUAUGCAACAUCGGCAUAUAAAUCAUUGAUCACAGUGCGGACUGCAAUAGGGAUCCUGACUGUAUGAGUCACAUCUUUCCAAGUCAAGCUCCCGAAGGUGUAUACUCCCUGAAUCCUGCGGACAGAUGUCAAUGUAACAGUGAAGAUUUGUCUCUUGGUGCGUUCAUCAAACACGAGCUUUGAUGGUCGAACUUCUAUCUCGACCCCUGGGGGGGGUUCGACGACGGCGAUGUAAUUGCUGUCGACCGAGCCCACAUUGGUGACGGUUCUUGAGACUGUCACCUUGGUUUUGAGAUUAGGGAUAGAGAUAGAAGGCAGAUUCAAGUGGUAGACGGGAAUCUGAGCCUCACAAGCCAUGAAAGGACCGAAAGGGCACUUGAACUUGUCGAAAUCUUUCGGAUUGAUAUCGUAUAUAAGCCCCGGAUCAGCUGCCUUAUCUGGAUUGACGUGGCCGCUGCCAUAGUCAAAAGGGUCGGCGAGCUUGCGGGGGGUGCCCUCCGCCACUAUCGGCACACCAUCUUUGUCGACGACCGAAGCUGUGAAGAGAAACAGAUUAAUGUUGAGAACGGAACGACGCCCAGUUAUUGGGAAUUUAGAGAACAUACCGGUUGUCAGAAUGGCCGAUUUUAUUGCGGCGGGGGACCAAGUAGGGUGCAAGGAUUUGAGGAGUGCAACGAUUCCUGAUACGUGUGGAGCUGCCAUAGAUGUUCCAUCCUUGAAACCGUACGAAUCCCCCGCAGCGGCUAGGAUGCUGACUCCCGGUGCUGUGAUGUCCGGCUGCAUCGGUGUGAAAUAUUUCAGACAAAGAACAAGUAACAGAACCUUACGCGGGAAAACUUGAUGCAACUACACUAAAAAAAGAAUGCCGAUGCAGAUCCCCCCCUUUGUCUGGGGUAAUUCAAAUCUCGCAGAACCUAGUCUUUUGUUUACUGCAGACGCACCUUGAGGAUGCCAGGGAAGACUUGGUUGGGUCCUCUGGACGAGAAGGCUGCUACUCUGGGUGCCAAGAUCCCCCUGCCUUCUACAGUUCGUGUGGGAGCCAGCUUUAGCUUGGGAGAAUCCCUGUGA
Messenger RNA from Spirodela intermedia, 1376 nucleotides. Lineage: Eukaryota; Viridiplantae; Streptophyta; Magnoliopsida; Alismatales; Araceae. The record is from the annotation of a GenBank genome assembly.